GCCCACGGCCACCUCGCCACCGGGAAACCUUAUCCCCAAAAACGACACGGAUAAACCCUAGCGCUCCGGCGAUGUCGUCGACGGCGGCCAUCCGCUCCGGCGAGCUCCUCGCGUGCCCCGCCGCGCUGCGGCGGGCUCCGCUGGCGGUUUCGGUGCGGAUGCGGGGCGCGCCGCCGGUCGCGAGGGGGGCCGUGGCGGUGCGGGCGGAGGCGACGGCCGAGGGGGUCGGGAAAGCCAAGGGGAAGGGGGCGGGGGCGGGGAGGAAGAGGCCGGCGAGCGGGAUCACCAAGCCGAAGCCGAUCUCGCCCGAGCUGCGGGAGUUCGUCGGCGGCGCCGCGGAGCUGCCACGGACUGAGGCCAUCAAACUCGUCUGGGCGCACAUCAAGGGCAACAACCUCCAGGAUCCAGAUAACAAGAAGAUUAUAGUCUGUGACGACAAACUGAAGAAGAUAUUUGGAGGCCGUGAUCGUGUUGGGUUUCUCGAAAUCUCUGGGCUGCUGAACCCCCACUUCCCGAAGUGACAGCAUUUUUGCAGAUCGCUCUGUUUUGUUUUGUACUAGUUGUGGCUGUUGUAUGGGUCCAUUUUGCUAAACCUGGUUUAAUGGGUCUCUCAAUGCUGGUUUAAGAAAGGCAAAUGUGUUCCCUGACGACCCAUGUCAUCUAAUGUGCCAUUAAUGGUGUGCUAGCUCUUCCUUACUCA
Messenger RNA from Setaria italica (foxtail millet), 700 nucleotides. Its product is annotated as upstream activation factor subunit spp27. Gene Ontology annotation, cellular component: nucleus. The record is from RefSeq and is a predicted model, not a curated record. Bases 72 to 521 code for a protein of 149 amino acids. The transcript has 2 exons. NCBI's taxonomy places the organism in Eukaryota, Viridiplantae, Streptophyta, Magnoliopsida, Poales, Poaceae.